AUGCAACGCAGUGCAGCAGCGAGUUACAAACAAAAUUCGUUUUCUAAGCAAAAGGUGGACGGUGAAGACUUCAUCCAAACAGAUGUCUGCCCUAAAGCUGGAGAUGUCGUCUUGGAUUUAGGCUGCGGUACAGGGGAACUGUCUGCAUACCUAGCUGAGUUGGUAGGAGCCGAAGGAAAGGUUAUUGGUGUCGAUCCUGACAAGGAACGAAUUCGAGUGGCCAGGGAGUCUCACAGGGGAAUCAAGAAUCUGUCAUUUACAGAGGGGAGCGCUUCUAGCUUUUUCAGAAUGGAUUCAAAUGCAUACGACAUUGUUUUCUGCAAUGCGGCUUUUCACUGGAUGCCUGAAAAACAACAAAUCUUCAACGACAUGUUUUCGAGUCUGAAGGCUGGAGGAAAAAUAGGUAUUAACUACCUGGACAGUUUGCCUCCGUUUGAGUUCAACGCUUACAUGCUGCUGAAUCCAGAGAACGCAGAACGUAUUUGCAACGAGAUGUACCAUUGUGAGUCCAAAACCAAGAUCGAACAUUAUUGUUUAUCAUCGGGGUUUCAAAUUGUCAAGCAUUACGAAUUUUGCGCUCCGUUUGUUUUUGAAUCCAUUGAGGGUCUUCUGGAGUGGCACUGGUCAACCACACACGGUGUAUUUGAUCUUUCGCUUAUCACUGAAGAGCGUUUACAGAAGUAUCUUGCUCCAUACGUUGGCGAAAAUGGAGAACCUUGCCUGGAUUUCCGAGGAAUAAAAGAGGAAUCCACUGUGUACAGGUUGACAGCCGUCAAGCAAGCUGCAAACGCCCUUUUAAAAACAUUGGAGUAG
This is a messenger RNA of Porites lobata, 813 nucleotides long. The record is from the annotation of a GenBank genome assembly. Lineage: Eukaryota; Metazoa; Cnidaria; Anthozoa; Scleractinia; Poritidae.